This is a messenger RNA of Alosa alosa (allis shad), 3062 nucleotides long. RefSeq lists its product as uncharacterized. The transcript is spliced from 2 exons. Gene Ontology annotation, molecular function: nucleic acid binding. The coding region runs from base 296 to 2623 and encodes 775 amino acids. The record is from RefSeq and is a predicted model, not a curated record. Gene Ontology annotation, biological process: DNA integration. Lineage: Eukaryota; Metazoa; Chordata; Actinopteri; Clupeiformes; Clupeidae.
UCUUGUUAGCCCCCCCGUGUUAGCUUACCCUGACUUCAACUUACCUUUCGUAUUGCACACGGAUGCCUCUGAACUUGGUCUUGGAGCCAUUCUAUAUCAGCAUCAAGAUGGAAAGUUAAGGGUCGUUGGAUACGGGUCCAGAACGCUAACACCAGCUGAGCGUAACUAUCACCUGCACAGUGGAAAGUUGGAGUUCCUUGCCCUGAAGUGGGCAGUGUGCGAAAAGUUUCGAGAUUACUUGUACUAUGCUCCCCACUUCACGGUAUAUACCGACAACAAUCCACUAACUUACGUUAUGAGCACAGCAAAACUAAAUGCAGUAGGGCAUCGAUGGGUUGGAGAACUCUCAGAUUUCAGAUUUGACUUAAAGUAUAGGCCAGGAAAGUCUAAUGCAGACGCUGACACGCUGUCGCGUCUACCUUUGGACAUUGAAAACUACGCCAAGUCCUGUACUGAAGAAUUUUCCAAUGAUGUGGUACGUGCUGUGUGGGAUGGCAGCAAAGUGGCCAAGCAGAAAGAUGUGGCAUGGGUUGCCGCCCUUAACAUCUUGUCCCAAGCAUCACCCGCCUCUACUCUUGACCCGAUAACAGCCAUAAGCCAUAAUGAACUUGUAGACGCACAGAGAAUGGAUGGAGCGAUCAAUGAAGUGAUUCAAUUAAAAGAAGCAGGUACACCCUUGAGUGAUGAAGUGCGUAAAACAGCAAGUGCUGCCGCUAGAAGACUUUUCCAUGAAUGGGGAAAACUAGGCCUUGAAAAUGGUCUCUUGUACAGACGCGCUAAUGAAAGGAAACAGCUAGUGCUCCCUGCCAAGUAUAAAGAUCUGGUACUGAAGAAACUUCAUAGUGAGAUGGCUCAUGUAGGGACAGAAAGGGUGCUUAAUCUGGCAAGAGAGAGGUUCUAUUGGCCUUUUAUGGCAAAAGACAUUGAAGACCAUAUCACAAAGAGAUGUCCAUGCAUAAAAUCGAAAAAGCCGGUAACUCAUGUGAGAGCCCCAAUGGGUAGUAUUACAUCUAGCUCACCACUAGAGUUAGUGUGUAUAGACUACUUGCAUCUGGAAACAAGCCGCGGUGGCUUUGAAUACAUUCUUGUAGUGGUAGACCACUUCACAAGAUUCGCUCAAGCCUACCCAACAAAGAAUAAGAGUGGCAAGACAGCAGCUGAGCGCAUUUUCAAUGAUUUCAUACCACGCUUUGGAUAUCCAUCAAAAUUACACCACGACCAAGGCCGUGAAUUUGAAAAUGAACUGUUUCGCACACUUCGUCAAUUGUCGGGUAUUGGUCACUCAAGAACAUCGCCCUACCACCCUCAGGGAAAUCCUGCUGAGCGGUUUAAUCGAACCAUACUCCAGAUGUUAAGAACACUGACUGACAAAGAGAAAGAGAGAUGGAAAGACAAGCUCCCACAAGUUGUACACGCGUACAAUUGUACUCGGCAUGAGUCAACAGGCUUUUCGCCCUUCUUUCUUCUCUAUGGCCGCCAUCCCCAUCUUCCCAUAGAUCUGCUGUUUGGAUUAGUUGAAGAGGCCGAACCAGACUCGCCUAAGGGAUAUGCCAAGAAGUGGGCAAGACAGAUGUCAGAGGCCUACCAGAUCGCUAGUGAGAAUAGCAAGCAGGCCAGUGCCAAAGGCAAAAUACUCUAUGACAAGAAGGCUAGAGGUGUAGUGUUACAGCCUGGCGAUAGGGUCCUAGUCAGAAAUCUCGGUGAACGGGGAGGACCAGGAAAGUUGCGAUCGUAUUGGGAAAAGGCCAUUUACAUAGUGAAAGAACAGAUUUCUGAAAAUCCAGUGUAUGUAGUGUACCGUGAAGCCGGGGACAAACAAAAGACGAGAACACUGCACCGUAAUCUGCUAAUGCUGGUUAAUGACCUUCCAAUUGAUAUCCCCCCAUGCCCUGGCAAGUCUGUCACUGAGAAAAGAACACAGAGAAGCCAAGGCCGGAUGCAACGCACCAGAACCCGAUCUGCAAACCCAGCGGAAGAGUCAGAUUCAGAUUUGGACUCCGAUGGAGACUCAGACUGUAACCGGUAUUGGCUGAGGGUGCCAGUAGAAAGGACGCAGGAGACACCUGCUGUACCCCUCCACCAACAGCCAAUCAUCAGUUCAAGUUGCCCAGCUCCAGUACCUGUAGGGAGAGAAGAUAGAGUAAUAACAGAGUACUUACCUGAGUACUUACCUGAAACAAACCUGAGACCUGAAAGAGAACAGAGAGAGGAGCCAAGACUGGAUGAAGGUCCCUCUAUUGUUGCUGAACCUGAAGAGGAAGCUGGAUAUCAGGAGAACAUAGAGCUUAUCCAUGAGGAACAGCACCAGGUCCAUCCGUUGUCAGAUGACCAGACAGAGGCCAGGAGGUCAAGUCGAGACAGACGACCUAGACAAAUCUUUACAUAUGAGAACCUGGGUCAGCCCAUACUGACAACACAAGCUGCAGUUAACUCAGCAUACACAAACAUUCCAUCACCCGCUUAUAACUUACCUAAUGCACCCCAGCCCCUACACUCACUUGUCCCAUACACCACACCCACAUACCCACUCAACCCAUAUGCCACCCCUAAUCCCUCAUUUACAUACAUGCCUUACCCAUUCACACCACACCCAUACAUGCUACCAUUUCUAGUCACUUGUUAGAUAAGUAAAGAGAACACAGAAUUUAGACCAGUUCAGAGUUUAGAAAAGAUUGGUAAAUGGUGGGACCCAUUUCUUUUUGCCGGGGAGUGUGUGACGUCCACAAAAAGGUUACCUUUGUUUUGUGAAUUGUAAUUUACUUUAAAUAUAUUUUUCUGUGAAUACAAGGUAAUGUUCUAUUUUGAAGUAACAAGGGUUGCUGAAAAUACAUGUAAAAUGUAUGCAUUUAAAAAGGGUUAUUUCCUUUGUAAAAUGGACUUGUCGUACUAGUUCCAUACCAGCAGGGGGCAGACCUGCAGUAGCGAUUUCCCUGUGCGUUGUUUGAAAAUUCUCAUAACUCCAGAGACUUCGAACGUAUCAAGAAGCUGUUGCCCUGUCUCAUCCUUCUUUCCUGAUUUUCAGGAGCUACUAUCUGCUAGCACGGUGCCGCUACUGCGGUACC